CCCAUCAGCAGGGGAUCUCAUUCCUGGAGAAGGAGCUGACCCAGCUGAAGCUGCCGGAGAUCUCGGGUGACUUCCGUGUCCGACACGUGGGGAAGGUGCACUAUGAGCUCUCCAGAUUGGACCUUCGCAUCUUCCACUUGCCGUAUUCGCGGAUCUCCCUGGUGCCCAGCGUGGGGCUGCAGGUCUCCAUCUCCAACGCCUUUGCCGAGCUGGACGGCAGCUGGAGGGUGAAGUUCUACUUCAUCCGGGACCACGGCUCUUUUGACCUGAAGGCGGAGAACGUCUACAUCAAAAUCGACCUGAAGCUGGGCAGUGACACCUCGGGGAAACCCACCAUUAGCACCUCGGACUGCAGCACCCGCAUCUCCGAAGUCCGGGUGCACUUCUCGGGCAAGUUUGGGUGGCUUUACAACCUCUUCUACAGCGCGGUGGAGUCCAGGUUCCGGAAGAUCCUGGAGAGCAAGGUCUGUGAGAGCGUGGCCGACGCCGUGCGCAGCGAGCUCCAGCCCUACCUCCAGACCCUGCCAGUCACAGCCAGGAUCGAUGCCAUGGCUGGGAUCGAUUACUCCUUGGUGGCACCCCCAACAGCUACUGCCCAGUCCCUGGACGCGGGCCUGAAGGGCGAAUUCUUCUCCCUGGCACACCGCUCUGCCGUCCCCUUCCCCGGCGUUGAAUUCCACUUGAACACCUCCACCUUCUCAGCCUUCAUUCCCCAGCUGGAGAAGAUGUACCCGGAGACGCCGAUGAAGCUCAGGCUGUCCACCCCCUCUGCCCCGUUCCUGAACAUCGGGCCAGGGGGGCUCUCGCUCAGGCCUGUCGUGGAUAUCCAGGCUUAUGCCAUCCUCCCCAACGCCAGCCUGGCUCCCCUCUUCCUCCUCAGCCUGACAGGCAACGUGUCCGCGGUCAUCGACGUGAAAUCCGGCCACAUAGUUGGGAGCCUGGAGGUGGGCAGGUUGAAGCUCUCUCUGAAGCAAUCCGACGUUGGCGCUUUCCAGGUGCGAAUGCUGCAGUCCAUAAUGAACAUCUUUGCCUCCAGUAUCCUGCUCCCGCGUCUUAAUG
Merops nubicus (carmine bee-eater) is the source of this 1059-nucleotide messenger RNA. RefSeq names its product bactericidal permeability-increasing protein-like. The annotation marks the transcript as partial. Gene Ontology annotation, molecular function: lipopolysaccharide binding. The transcript has 12 exons. The record is from RefSeq and is a predicted model, not a curated record. NCBI's taxonomy places the organism in Eukaryota, Metazoa, Chordata, Aves, Coraciiformes, Meropidae. Gene Ontology annotation, biological process: lipopolysaccharide-mediated signaling pathway; innate immune response; defense response to Gram-negative bacterium.